This is a messenger RNA of Impatiens glandulifera, 1186 nucleotides long. RefSeq names its product bZIP transcription factor 18-like. The record is from RefSeq and is a predicted model, not a curated record. Gene Ontology annotation, biological process: regulation of DNA-templated transcription. Gene Ontology annotation, cellular component: nucleus. NCBI's taxonomy places the organism in Eukaryota, Viridiplantae, Streptophyta, Magnoliopsida, Ericales, Balsaminaceae. Gene Ontology annotation, molecular function: DNA-binding transcription factor activity. The coding region runs from base 1 to 894 and encodes 297 amino acids. The transcript has 4 exons.
AUGCCAUGUGAACUAAGAAAAUUAAACUUCACUGCCAAGAAAAUUCAAAAGAAAGGAAGGAAGGAAGAGAUGCAAGAUCACUCGACCCACGAAAUCCCCGUUCUUCCUCCACACAAUGCAUCUUCUAGACCAUUAGCCACGGUGACCGUCGCUAAUUCUUCGUUACCGUUCGGGGCGACGCAUCAUAGAAAAGCCCACUCGGAGAUGAACAUCUGGCUUCCGGAUGAUCUAGAUCUCAUGUUGGAUUCCUUCGACGAUAUUGGGCAUGAAGAAGAUCUCAUUUUCUCUUACACAGACAUCGAGAAGCUCGGAUCUAGCUCCGUUGCUGAUGAAAAUGUUGUUGAUUGUAGGAUCGAAAGUUUCAGCGACGGACUUCAAGUCGAGAGUAAUAUGAGGCCUCGACACCGCCAUAGCAGUUCCCUUGGUUGCGCUAUUCUGCUAAGCGAGAGUAUAGAUACGAAAAAGGCAAUGGCUCCUGAUAAACUUGCAGAAUUGUGGACGAUAGACCCCAAACGGGCAAAGAGAAUUCUGGCUAAUCGACAAUCUGCUGCUCGUUCAAAGGAGAGGAAAGCUCGUUAUAUAACCGAACUUGAAAGAAAAGUGCUGGCACUUCAAACAGAAGGAACCACCCUUUCUGCUCAACUCACACUCUAUCAGAGAGACACAAAAUGUUUGAGCAAUGAAAAUACAGAACUUAAGCUCCGGUUACAAGCUAUGGAACAACAAGCUCAGCUACGCGAUGCACUGAAUGAAGCAUUGAAGCAAGAAGUAGAAAGGCUGAGACAUAAUAGUGGAGAAAUGACAUCUGAUGCAUACAAUAAUACUAAUAAUAAUCAUCUAGGAGGAGCAGGGAUUCAAAAUAACCCCUUUUCCAGGCAAAUGCAAAUGCCUUAGUUUUAAUACAAAACUCAACAAGUUACAAUAGGACCUCCAAUUUAUGCAUAACUUAAAGAAGAAAAACAUUUUGAUCCCACCUUUAUUGGGCUUUAUAACUUUCUUUCUUCUAUUGUCAAUAGAGAGGCUACCACUUACAAAUCAUUCAUAAGUAUAGUAUAUUUUUGUAAUUCAAAUUCAUUUCAUUCCUUUGUUGAUUUAUUUGGGUUCCCUUGACCAGUUUUUGUAAAACUGUUUGGAGUUUGUAUUAAUAGAAUUGUUAUAACAAUGACUUCUAAUGAUAAAAUGUAUA